CCUGGCCUCUGCCGGCGGGGUCUUCCCGGCCCUCAGGGCCGGGAAGACGGGCAGAGGCCUCGGGGAGGGGAAGCCGGAGCCGGGGGUGCCCCCCUGGGACUGGGCCUAGCGCCGGGGCCCGGCUACGGGAGGGGCGGGGGAGGAAGGAUUCCCGCCCGGAGGAGGAGCGCGGCCGGCCGGCCGGGCGGAGGCACCCGGAAGGGGGCGUUAGACUCCCCGCCCCUCGGAGCCCCGGGCGGGAGAUCCACAGAUGAGCAUGGCUGCCACCGCUGCCGUCAGUCCCAGCGACUACCUGCAGCCUGCUGCCGCUACUACCCAGGACUCCCAGCCGUCCCCCUUGGCCCUGCUCGCUGCGACAUGUAGCAAAAUUGGCCCCCCAGCUGUCGAGGCUGCAGUGACACCUCCUGCACCCCCCCAGCCCACCCCACGGAAGCUGGUCCCCAUCAAACCAGCCCCUCUCCCGCUCAGUCCCAGCAAGAAUAGCUUUGGCCUCUUGUCAUCUAAAGGAAAUAUUCUUCAGAUUCAGGGCUCCCAACUGGGUGCCUCCUAUCCUGGAGGGCAGUUGGUGUUUGCUAUCCAGAACCCCACCGUGAUCAACAAAGGGAGCCGGUCAAGUGCAAGUAUACAGUACCAAGGGGUCCCUCAGAUUCAAGGGAACAGUUCCCAGACCAUCCAGGUGCAGCCCAAUCUCACCAACCAGAUCCAGAUCAUCCCAGGCACCAACCAAGCCAUCAUCACCCCCUCAUCAUCCGGCCAUAAGCCUGUCCCCAUCAAGCCAGCUCCUGUCCAGAAGUCAAAUACGACUACCACCCCCGCGCAGAGUGGGGCCAACAUGGUGAAGCUGACAGGUGGGGGCGGCAACGUGACGCUCACGCUGCCGGUCAACAACCUGGUGAACACCAGUGAUGCUGGGACCCCCGCUCAGCUCCUCACCGAGAGCCCACCCACUCCAUUGUCUAAGACUAACAAAAAGGCCAGGAAGAAGAGCCUUCCUGUCUCACAGCCAUCAGUGGCUGUGGCCGAGCAAGUGGAGACGGUGCUGAUUGAGACCACAGCAGACAACAUCAUCCAGGCAGGAAACAACCUGCUGAUUGUCCAGAGCCCUGGGGGGGGCCAGCCAGCUGUGGUCCAGCAAGUCCAAGUGGUGCCCCCCAAGGCUGAGCAGCAGCAGGUGGUGCAGAUCCCCCAGCAGGCACUUCGAGUGGUGCAGGCUGCCUCUGCCACCCUCCCCACCGUUCCCCAGAAGCCCUCCCAGAACUUUCAGAUCCAGACAACUGAAUCAGCACCAACCCAGGUUUAUAUUCGUACACCUUCUGGUGAGGUACAGACAGUCCUCGUCCAGGACAGCCCCCCAGCAACAGCUGCAACCACCUCAACCUCCACCUGUAACAGCCCUGCACCCCGAGCUCCCCAUCUGAGCGGUACCAGCAAAAAGCAUUCAGCUGCAAUUCUCCGAAAAGAGCGACCCCUGCCAAAGAUUGCACCUGCUGGGAGCAUCAUCAGCCUGAACGCUGCACAGCUGGCAGCAGCUGCUCAGGCCAUGCAGACCAUCAACAUCAAUGGAGUCCAGGUCCAGGGUGUGCCUGUCACCAUCACCAACACCGGCGGGCAGCAGCAGCUGACAGUGCAGAACGUUUCUGGAAACAACCUGACCAUUAGUGGGCUGAGCCCCACCCAGAUCCAGCUGCAGAUGGAGCAGGCCCUGGCAGGAGAGGCCCAGCCCGGGGAGAAGAGGCGGCGGAUGGCCUGCACGUGUCCCAACUGCAAGGACGGGGAGAGGAGGUCUGGGGAGCAGGGCAAGAAGAAGCACGUGUGCCACAUCCCCGACUGCGGCAAGACCUUCCGGAAGACAUCCUUGCUUCGGGCCCAUGUCCGCCUACACACCGGCGAGCGACCCUUUGUCUGCAACUGGUUCUUCUGUGGAAAGAGGUUCACACGGAGCGAUGAGCUCCAGCGACAUGCUCGAACCCACACAGGCGACAAGCGCUUUGAGUGCGCCCAGUGUCAGAAGCGCUUCAUGAGGAGUGACCACCUCACCAAGCAUUACAAGACCCACCUUGUCACGAAGAACUUGUAAGGCCGACUGAGGCAGGAGGCCCUGAAGAUGGAAUCCCCCAUCUGACUGGCCUGGGUCGAUGGUGGACAGGUGCCCACAACUGCCCUGGGCAGCCCUCACCCCACUCCUGUUCUGUGGCUGUGUCCCCACAGGGAGGGGAGGGGCUCUUCUCCUGUGCUCUCCUCCUUCCAAAGGCCUUUCCCUUCUCAUCGUGAGCUCCUGGCCUGCCCAGGCUGUGCACACUGGCCAUGCCCAAUGAGACGUUCUAAACCAGGACGCGUGGGGACCCUUAUUUCCAAAGGAAAAACAUGCAUUUCACUCCGUCGAGGAGCAAAGUGAGCCCCCUAUCCCAACCCAUUCCCUGCCCCAACACUGCCGGAGUCCCAUUGUGCCAUGCCCCCCAAUCCUGUGCCUCCUUGUCCCCAGUUACCUCCUCCCCUAGCCGCUAGGGACACCCCGGGACCCUGUACCCAGCCUCCCAUGGGCACCCACCUCUGCGGAGGCUUGGGAGGCUGCCUCCACUCCACUGCCCAGCCCUGCCACGGCUCUCCUCCAGACAUUCCAACUUCCUGUUCGAAAGGUCAGAUGCCGGCGGACUCCUCCACUCCUUUUCUAUGGAGAACGUUGCCUUAUACUCAGACUUCAGAUGAUGAACACUGUGUAUGUGUGUGCUUUAAAGACAUUUAUUUAAUUGCUCCCUCUUCCUUUCUUUACUAGCCGCCUCCCGCUCGCCUGCGUUCAGUUUAGGGUUUUGGGGGACAAUGCUGAGCAUAGGAGUUUUUUUCCCACUAACAAUUCUUUUCUAAAUGACACACCAUUUCAACUCUGAUCUGGACUCACAUGAAAACACCUUCCAUUCUGACCCCUCCACAUCCUCUCAUCUCAUCACCCUACCUGCCCAAGCUCUAUUGUGUACAGUGUAUAUUGUAUAAUAGACGAUUGUGUCUACGACAUGUUUUAAAAAAAACAUAUUGCUUGUUAUUUUUGAGGCUUUUAAAUUAAACAAAAAUCCAACUUUAUUUUUCGUUGUAACUGCUUGAGGAUGUUUUAUUAAUUAAGUGACAGAUUUGUUAUCCUUUAUUAACGAUGUAUUUUGUUGGUCAGUGCUGGGCUGACAAAAAUUUUUCUUGCUAAUAAAUUUAGUUGCCCGAGGCAAAGUCUG
Messenger RNA from Peromyscus californicus insignis, 3218 nucleotides. It is a transcript of the gene Sp2, whose product is annotated as Sp2 transcription factor. Gene Ontology annotation, biological process: regulation of transcription by RNA polymerase II. The transcript has 7 exons. The record is from RefSeq and is a predicted model, not a curated record. Lineage: Eukaryota; Metazoa; Chordata; Mammalia; Rodentia; Cricetidae. The coding region runs from base 251 to 2077 and encodes 608 amino acids. Gene Ontology annotation, molecular function: DNA-binding transcription factor activity, RNA polymerase II-specific; RNA polymerase II cis-regulatory region sequence-specific DNA binding.